AUGCCGAAAGUGCCCGCGGCGCUGCGUGGUCUGAAGCCAGGAGAUACCCUGGUGUUUUGGCCCACCACGCCAGAAUGGACAAAAGAGUAUCCGGAACGCUGGAAGAUCGGAGGAGAGCUCACCUUGGACGCCGUGAGUGAGUCGACCCCACGGCCCUGCAAGGCCACCUGGAAAGAUGGAGGGGGCACGGCCUGGCUUCUCUGGUGCGACGUGGCGCUUCCGGGGACCACGGGGGACACGUCCUGGAAAAGUAAAGAGGUUACCGUCUGUGGCAUGGACGGUACGACCCUGGGAACCUAUGAGAUGCCGGGGAGCACUGUCGGGGAGCUGUGUGCCAAGUUGGCCAAAGAACUCAGCGUGCCGAACAAGUUCCUCGUGGAGCUCUCCUUUCAGGACAAGAAGCUGGCGCCCGAGCUGUCCUUGCAGGUCCAAGGCGUUCCGGAUGGUGCAACUUUGACACUGGUGAAAGUGGAAGGCAAGUCCGUUGCUGGGUGCCACACCUUCGACCUCAAGUCCUACCCAGAAGACCGUUACAGCGAGUGGCAAGAGGUCCAGCUGAACGAGGAUGGGUCCUGUUCCCACGCAGAGGUCACAGCCGGGACGGGCCGGCUUAGUGCUGUAUCCACCACCGACAGAAAGAUCAAAAAGCACGGCACUUGGGCGGUAUCCUCGCGCACGAAGACGAAGGUCGUGGUGGUCAUUUCCUGGGAUGAUGGCAAGAGCGAGACGAAGACCAUCGACAUUUAG
Molecule: messenger RNA, 747 nt
Organism: Symbiodinium natans
Lineage: Eukaryota; Dinophyceae; Suessiales; Symbiodiniaceae
Source: the annotation of a GenBank genome assembly